Messenger RNA from Schistocerca nitens (vagrant locust), 836 nucleotides. RefSeq names its product keratin-associated protein 19-2-like. NCBI's taxonomy places the organism in Eukaryota, Metazoa, Arthropoda, Insecta, Orthoptera, Acrididae. Bases 106 to 567 code for a protein of 153 amino acids. The record is from RefSeq and is a predicted model, not a curated record. The transcript is spliced from 2 exons.
GGCGUGGGGUGGACAGCGCGCGCUAUAUAAAGCCUGCCGGCGCCGCUAUGACCAUCACAGCCUCCUCUGCUCUUGCACCGGCGACAUCCACCGCACGCUCUCGCCAUGAAGGCUCUGACCACAGCCCUGUUGCUGACUGUGCUGGCAGCUUACUGCGGUGCUACUGAGGAGAAGACAGUGCAGAAGCGAGGCCUGCUGGGUGGCUACGGAGGCUACGGUGGCUACGGUGGAGGCUACGGAGGCUACGGUGGAGGCUACGGUGGCUACGGAGGCUACGGCCUGGGCCGCGGCUAUGGCGGCUACGGAAGCUACGGUCUAGGCCACGGCAUCGGCUACGGUGGCUACUCCCGCGGCAUCAGCAUCGGCUACGGUGGACUCGGAGGCGGCUACGGUGGCUACGGAGGCUACGGUGGUCUCGGCCACGGCAUCGGCUACGGUGGCUACUCCCGAGGCAUCAGCAUCGGCUACGGUGGACUCGGAGGCGGCUACGGUGGCUACGGAGGCUACGGUGGCUACGGAGGCUACGGUGGUCUCGGCCACGGCAUUGGCUACGGUCACCAUGGCUGAGAGCCUCUUCUCGCUUCUCCACUGUCCCUUCUUCUCCAUCUUCCACACACCAUUGCACAUAUUCCAGCAACAUUUACGAGACCUCUAAUUUGAGCGAGUGCACAUGUGUGCAGCGUUCAGUUAUAGCUUGCCCUACUAAGUCAUCUAGGGACAGCAUUUUUCUGGCUGUGUAACCAAACUCUUCUCCAUAAAUCCAAUUUUUUACAUUAGUCUCCUGGUCUCUCUGUUCUGCAAAAUAAGUUGAAAUAAACCAUAUACUUUUCUAAAUA